CAAAAAAGUGCGUACAAUCUAACAUACGUUUCACAUAAUGCCAUAUAAUAACUAGAAAUCUUUGUUUGUUUUUGUUGAAAUACCAACAAUUAUUUUUCUCUGAUUCUACACAUUUUUUGCUUAUAUAUUUGAGACAGGUUGCAUGUUUUCUUGUUGUUGCUUUCCCUUUAAAAUGUACAAUAAAUAAACAAACAGGGUUUUUUUUGCCUCAUUGACCCCUGGAGGAGCAGGGCUGCUGGCUCUCACUAGUGCAGCGGGCUGGCAGUGAAACGAAGCCUGUAUCGUUUCACGGGGAGUCGAAGUAGUGCCUCGUUAAACCGGGUGGAGCACGAGCUGUCCGUCGCCAGCUGGUUCGUUUCCCGAGACAAGACAGCGAUGUUUACUGCAUGCGCGCCUGCCGAGUCGUUUGUAGCAAACCCAGCGGAUUAAGGCCGUCUGAGGUGUUGGGGUAUCGGUGUCCGAGCUAGGGCUCUCCGCGCCAGGGUCCAUGCUGUCCCGAACCCUGUCCGGUAACGACAGCGCGGGCUGCCCUGUGAGCUAAAUGACGGUCAGAAACAUCGCCUCCAUCUGUAACAUGGGCACCAAUGCCUCUGCCCUUGAGAAAGACAUUGGUGCAGAGCAAUUCCCGAUUAAUGAACACUACUUCGGAUUGGUCAAUUUUGGGAACACGUGCUACUGUAACUCGGUUCUGCAGGCGCUCUAUUUCUGCCGUCCGUUCCGGGAGAGCGUGCUGGCCUACAAGUCCCAGCAGAAGAAGAAGGAGAGCCUGCUGGUGUGCCUGGCUGACCUCUUCCACAGCAUCGCCACGCAGAAGAAGAAAGUGGGGGUGAUCCCACCCAAGAGGUUCAUCUCCCGCCUGCGCAAGGAGAACGACCUGUUUGACAACUAUAUGCAGCAGGAUGCCCACGAGUUCCUGAACUACCUGCUGAACACAGUAGCUGACAUCCUGCAGGAGGAGAAGAAGCAGGGGAAGCAGAACGGGCGCCCGAAGAGCGACAGGGGCUCCGCCUCCUCUGACGUCACUCAGCCCGAGAACAAGGCGGAGCCCACCUGGGUGCAUGACAUCUUCCAGGGCACGCUGACCAAUGAGACGCGCUGCCUCAACUGUGAGACGGUCAGUAGCAAAGAUGAGGACUUCCUGGAUUUGUCUGUGGAUGUCGAGCAAAACACUUCAAUAACGCACUGCCUCAGGGACUUCAGCGACACAGAGACGCUGUGCAGCGAAUACAAAUACUACUGUGAGAGCUGCUGCAGUAAACAGGAGGCCCAGAAACGGAUGCGGGUCAAGAAGUUACCUAUGAUCCUGGCCCUUCACCUCAAGCGCUUUAAGUACAUGGAGCAGCUGCAGCGCUACACAAAGCUCAGCUACCGUGUCGUCUUCCCCCUCGAGCUCCGCCUCUUCAACACCUCCGGAGACGCCGUCAACCUGGACCGCAUGUACGACCUGGUUGCCGUGGUGGUGCACUGUGGCAGUGGACCAAACAGAGGACACUACAUAACUAUAGUGAAGAGUCACGGCUUCUGGCUGCUGUUUGAUGAUGACAUCGUCGAGAAAAUCGAUGCCCAGGCACUAGAAGAGUUUUAUGGGUUGACAUCUGAUAUUUCUAAGAACUCUGAGUCAGGAUACAUCUUGUUCUAUCAGUCCAGACAGUGAGAGAAACAGGAAAGACAGAACGAGAUGGAGAUGGAAAGAGAGAGUAAGAGACGGUGUGCGUCGAGGAAAGCGGUGUGGUUGAAUCACUGACUAUAAACUCCACAGCACAUGAAGCACCUCCCCUCAGCCCUCGCACACUCAGGACCCAUUACUGAGAUCUGUGCCAAUUGCACCUGAACCUCACACUUGCCAGUGCUACCUUUCCCAGUGCGACCUUUCCCAGUGCGACCUUUCCCAGUGCUACCUUUCCCAGUGCUACC
This is a messenger RNA of Electrophorus electricus (electric eel), 1914 nucleotides long. The record is from RefSeq and is a predicted model, not a curated record. Lineage: Eukaryota; Metazoa; Chordata; Actinopteri; Gymnotiformes; Gymnotidae.